CUCCUCCCUCCGUCUGAAAGCUCGAAAUUCCUCUUCUUUUUUUUCUCUCUCUCUCUCUCACUGGCUUUCUUUCAUGGCUUCCAAGAAGGCGUCCGAUCUACUACUACUACUCAAUGCUGCCACCACUGGUUCUAUCCGUACGGUCGUGCGCCAGCUGUUCUCCCGGCUGGUCUUUUCGCUGCAGAUGGAGUGCUCCCUGUCCAUGGAGAUAGUUUCCUUCUGGCUGUGGCUGGAAGGCAAUGGCCACCCCGAUUUCCUCGCGAGGGUAGAGUCGCUUGACAACCACCGUCUCCGGGGGAUCGCCUUCGCCGGGAAGAUGUUCAUCGAAGGUCUGCGCCGUAGGUCCAGCGGCGGCCACUUGAACAGCCGCGGAUCUGUGGAGGAGGAGGAGGAGGAAGAAGAAGGCUAUUUCCAGGAAGAAGCCAUGGAAGGUAUCGUCUUCUACCUCAACAACUUCUGCUACGAGGCUCUGGAAGACAUUCUAGAGAUAGCGGAGGCCAAGGAACGUGUCGUCUACCACCGUGCCCGUGGCAACCAAGUUCAGCAGCAGCAGCAGCAGAGCAGCAAGGGUAAAGCUCCCAUGAUGAUGAGCACGAAGGAUCUCUUGUCUAAGAUCAAGGCCUCCUUUACUACUGCUGCUCGGAGCAGCCAUGAAGAAGGCUCGACGAGUUCUAGAAGCAUGCCAUCGCCCAAGAAACAGGUCCUCAGAGACAUAGAGAACCCAAUCGACCAGUGCCUGUCAACGACGACGUACCCUUUGGCGACCCUUUUCGAUUCCCUGAAGCUGAGGGACGAUGAUCCAGAAGCCGAUCCAGCUAUCAUCAAGGUGCCGCGACGACGACAGCCCAGUAUUGUACCACGUGACGAGAGAACUCUCUUCGUGACUUUCUCCAACGGAUACCCCUUCACCGCGGAUGAACUGUACGAAUUCUUUAUGGGGAACUUUGGAGGUGUUGAAGUCAUAUGCGUGGAGGAUCCAAUCGAACCCAGACCACCGCUCUAUGCGCACAUCACAUUUUUCACGCAGGAGACGAUCCUCCACAUCCUCCGUGGGAGCGCAAGGGUGAAGUUCGUGAUACGAGGGAAGCAUCUGUGGGCUCGCCAGUUCGUUCCAAAGCGGAAGAAAGUUCGGAACUGAUCUAGCUAGUACGUGUCUGCCUGUAUGUUGGAUCGGAGCUCAUGCAAAUGCAAAUAAAAAUAAGAUAUUGGAAUAAAACCACCAUCCCCAGCUACCUCUUUCUCCUUAUAAUAUAAUAACCCCUACAUAUAUGGAAGCUUACCCGGCCGGCAUGGUUAAUAAUGUUUGUGUGAUGAUGUGAGAGCAUCGACGACAAUGUUGUCUUAUGUAAUGCUACCUGGUGGUAUACACAUGCCUGGUGGUAUACACAUGUACCUGACUAUACCUGAGGAUGUUUAACUUCAAACCAUUUCUGUUGUGUGCAUGCUCC
This is a messenger RNA of Zea mays, 1448 nucleotides long. RefSeq lists its product as uncharacterized. The transcript is spliced from 4 exons. Bases 74 to 1138 code for a protein of 354 amino acids. The record is from RefSeq and is marked predicted. Lineage: Eukaryota; Viridiplantae; Streptophyta; Magnoliopsida; Poales; Poaceae.